AUGCAUGAACAAAUGUCAGAAACGUUUUCCGACAGCGGUUGUGCUGACGUCACCGCCGGUUCUGAAAGCCGGAUGAAUGCAGAGUCACCUUAUAGAUCCGUGAGCGGUGGGGGUGGUGGAGGAAGUGGUGUGGGUGGUGGUGGUAGUCAGAAAGUGGGAGGAUUCAAUAGUGACAGCUGUAACAGCAAUAACAGAGACAGUAACAUCAGUAACACGUCGGAACCAAGCGGUCAGGGCUCCGAGCUCAACCUUAGUCCUAAUCGAGGUCACAACAACAACAAUCUUUGCCACAAGAACAGUGGAUGCUCAACUUCUCUGGAGUUCAAAGAAGAUUCAGAUGAUGACGACGACGAAGACGAUGCAGACGACGACGAGGUAGGAGAAGAAAAGUCGAAUUUUCAGGAGCUCCAGAACAUGGAGCAUCAUCAUCUGACUCCUCAUCAUUUUCUCGUGAAGGAACACCAGCAGCAGCAGCAACAUCAGCAGCCCCAGUACGCUAUGGCGGUCCACCCACACCCAUCCCACCUUCACCAACGACUGAAAGUCUCUGUGGACACCAACCCUUCCGACCCAUGCCGCUAUAGUCCGGUACCUGACCCCUCCGGUCAGCUCUACGGCCUGCAGUCGGUCAUGAAUCUGUCUAGGUCUUUCCUCGGCCAACCUGACUCUCCUUUUAUCCGAAGAGGUGAUCGCGAACACGCCGUGAAAUCAAGCACUGACAAUAAUAACGACGACAAUAAUAAUAGCGAUAAUAACACCAACAGCAUGACGAAUCCGUCUGAUGACAUCCAAAUGCAUUGUGGGAACAUGUCCUUUGAAGAGCGCGUGGGCCUGAACACGGACCACAUUUAUCCCAACAUGCCUUUGGACUGUUCCUCCGCCGACCAACCGCACCAAAAUGCCUUUCUCCUUCACGCAGACAACCAGCUGGCCAACCAUCACCGUCCCCAUCCUCAUGAGCAACAUGAGCAGCAACAGCAACAACAGCAACAGCACACGCGAGGAAUCCCUCCUGCUCACGGCCUUGUCACAAGAAAUCAAUGGAAGGGAUACACUGCGGUGUUGGGCCGUUUGGAGAAAGUUUAA
This is a messenger RNA of Aplysia californica (California sea hare), 1086 nucleotides long. RefSeq names its product probable serine/threonine-protein kinase cdc7. The record is from RefSeq and is a predicted model, not a curated record. The coding region runs from base 1 to 1086 and encodes 361 amino acids. The transcript is spliced from 2 exons. NCBI's taxonomy places the organism in Eukaryota, Metazoa, Mollusca, Gastropoda, Aplysiida, Aplysiidae.